This is a messenger RNA of Apis laboriosa (Himalayan honeybee), 3937 nucleotides long. It is a transcript of the gene aux, whose product is annotated as cyclin-G-associated kinase. Gene Ontology annotation, biological process: protein phosphorylation; regulation of clathrin-dependent endocytosis; positive regulation of Notch signaling pathway. NCBI's taxonomy places the organism in Eukaryota, Metazoa, Arthropoda, Insecta, Hymenoptera, Apidae. The record is from RefSeq and is a predicted model, not a curated record. The transcript has 7 exons. Gene Ontology annotation, molecular function: ATP binding; protein serine/threonine kinase activity; AP-2 adaptor complex binding. Bases 90 to 3560 code for a protein of 1156 amino acids. Gene Ontology annotation, cellular component: cytoplasm.
AAGACAGUAUGGCCGGACAGCAUCGGCUGUCUGCAUUGUAACGUACGAAAACGCUUUUUGGGGGUUCGACGGGAUAUUUUAAAGGAAAUAUGUCAGAUUACUUAAGAUCCGCUUUAGGAUACUUGAACGGAGCCACGAAUACUAAUGAAUACGUCGGACAAAUAUUGGAAAUCAACAAUGUGAAAUUACGCGUGACUAAGCUACUCGCCGAGGGUGGUUGGGCUUUAGUAUUUGCUGUUGAAGAUAUAAAAACAGGAAAAGAAUAUGCACUUAAGAGACUCAUAGCAAUUGAUGAAGAUACUAAUAAAAUUAUUAUACAAGAAAUAGAAACUUUAAAAAGAUUAUCUGGUCAUCCAAACAUAAUCCAGUAUCUUUAUGCUCAGCGUUUGGAUCGCGAAGAUCGUAAAGGAUAUGAGUAUUUAUUAGUAACAGAAUUAUGCCCUGGAGGUACAGUAGCGGAUACACUUAGAAAUUUAUCUACAAACACUCUGACUCUUGCUCAGAUUUGUAAAAUAGCCUAUCAAGCUACAAGAGCUGUGCAUCAUAUGCAUAGUCAACAACCUGAACCACUAGUACACAGAGACAUAAAAUUAGAGAAUUUUCUUAUUGGAAGUGAUGGUCUGAUUAAACUUUGCGAUUUCGGAAGUACUUCCAAUCAGCAAAUUUUACCUAAUCCUUCUUGGAAUGCUCAAAAACGAGCUACUUUAGAGGAUCAAAUGGCAAAAUAUACUACACCAAUGUAUCGAGCUCCAGAAAUGAUGGAUACAUGGAACAAUGAGCCUAUUGGUCCUCCAGUUGAUUGCUGGGCGCUUGGCUGUAUAAUAUACUCCUUAAUAACACUCAGGCAUCCAUUUCCUGAAGGUAACAAACUUGCAAUAGUCAAUGGGAAGUAUGCUCCACUUCCACCUAAUCCUCGUUUAAUUUGUCUUCACGACAUAGUAAAAGGAUGCCUGGAGGUAUCUCCUGUACAAAGAUUGACUACAUCAAUGAUUCUGGAGCGUUUAGCGGCGAUAGCUGAGUCGAACAAUUUUGAUCCCAGAGAACCCCCAAAAGUGGAAGUCCCAAUGAAAACCCCACCGCCUCCUAGACCUGCUCAACCACCCAGUACACCUACUCCACCACCGAGACCAUCUCCUCCAACAAAUGUACCUCUUUCAAAACCUGUCUCAAUGACUCAGACUGUUGCCAAGGUCCCCGUAGCUCAAACAACAGGCCUAUUUAGCUCAUUGAAAGGCGGUGCUGGUAAUAUUUUGCGAAACCUAAAAGAUACUUCAAGCAAAAUGAUGUACUCUAUGCAACAAAGCAUGGCCAGAACUGAAUUAGAUGCCAGUUACUUAACGUCGCGUAUAUUAAUUAUGCCCUAUCCGGCAGAUGGAAUAGAAUCUGCUUACAGAGCUAAUCACAUAGAGGAUGUAAGAGUAUUUUUACAAGCUCGACAUCCUCCACCAGCUCGUAUACAAUUAUAUAAUUUAUCUCGGGGACGACCAAAUAUGUCUAGACUUCCUGGUAGACAUAUUGACUGUUCUUUUGCCUAUGCUUCCUCGGAUUCUAAUGCUCCGUUAUUAUCAGCCUUAUAUCAGAUAUGUCAAGAUAUUUAUCGGUACUUGAAUGCCGAUUUUAAUCACAUUGUAGUAUUAUAUUGCAAUGAUGGGUACACAACCAGUGCCACAAUUGCCUGUACCUUGUUAAUUUAUGCUAAAGCGUUUAAUACUCCUAAGGAGGCAAUAGCGAUGUUCACAACCAGGCGACAAUCUCCUCAGUUGCAGCCUUCGGAAUUACGUAGUAUUAAUUAUAUGAGUUUGCUGAGUGCCGGUGUACAACCUCAUACUAAGCCUUUAAUUCUUCGUUCUUUAAUAAUUAAACCAGUUCCAUUAUUUACUAGGGCAAAAGAUGGUUGUAGACCUUAUAUUGAUAUUUAUAGCAAUGGAGCUUUAGUAUUCUCUACUAAACGACCAGAAUAUGAAGAUAUAAAAUUGUUUGGAAUGAUGAAAGGAAAGGUUUCAUUAGCACUUGGUAAUGCUACAGUUAGAGGAGAUGUUACUCUAGUUAUAUUUCAUGCAAGGCAGCAAUUGGGACGUAUGAUUGGAAUUAAAAUUGCUUCUGUUCACUUUCAUACGGGUUACAUACCACAUACUGAAUCUGAAUUGAUAUUCAAGAAAAAGGAUUUAGAUGACGCACCUGAAAUUGGUGGAAAUUUCAGUGUUAUUUUAAAUAUCGCGAUGUCUGAAGAGAAUUCGAAAAUGGCUAGAGUUCCAGCUCCUUGGGAAGCAGAAUUACAUUCUGAAAUAGAACCAGAUCCAUUAUUUGGAUCUACUUUAGAAAUGGAGGAGACUUUAGAAAGUUUUAGAACUGUUAAACCAGAAGAAAGUCAAAAGGAAACUAUAGUUCCAUCACCAGUUGAAACACAAAACAAUGUUAGUGUACAAGAAGUACCUCAACAAUCCGUAGAAAAUAUAGAGAAAGAAGAAGAAAUCAAGUUACAAGAAGCUGAUUUGUUAAACUUAGGAAUGCCAGGCACCAGUACCAUAAACAAUACUCCACAAAUUGCAGCGAAUCCAGGAUUAGAUAUCUUUUCUAAUUCUAGUCAAAAAGAAAGUGAUCUCUUAGGAGGAUUCGGUAAUUUUAUUCAACAAGAAACGAAAAAUACUGUACCCACUAUUACUAAUCCCGUUCAGAAUGACCUACUUUUUGGUCACGAUCAGCCUAUUAAUAGGAAUGAUAAUAGUAACAAUAAUUUGAGCGAUUUGUUCUUCAAUCAAAAUCAAUCUAUUACAAAACAAAAUCUUGAAGAUUUAUUUGAUCCACUUGGUAAAAGCACUGUAAACAAUCUGUUAGGAAACACUAAAUCGAGUAAUGCAAAACCUCCAUCUGAAGAAAACUUUCCAAGAAAUUCGAGCGUUCCGAAUUUUACAGCUCAAAACAAAGAUCCCUUUACAAAUCUUGCCAGCUCUUUGGGAGCUGGACUAACUUCUAGCUGGAAUGGAACACCAAAAAAUUCUAAUACUCCACAAUCAACUAGUCCUGCUCCUGCUAGCACGCCAAUCCAUUCGAGUCCUAAUACGCACAGAAAUACAAUUAACGAGACCAAUACUUCUGAUAAUACUGCCUCAGGCAAUAAAACGAAUAAAUCAAGUGGAGAUGCUUUUGAAGAUCUAUUAGGUAGUCAAGGAUAUAAUUUCUUUAGUUCGCGGAAGGCAGAAAAAGACAGUCCAAAGACAAUAAAUCAAAUGAGGAAAAUGGAAGCAGCCAAGACUAUGGAUCCAGAUAGAUUGAAGAUAGCUGAAUGGACAGAAGGGAAAAAGGGUAAUUUAAGGGCUCUUCUUUGUUCAUUACAUACAGUUUUGUGGCCUGAAGCUGAUAGAUGGCAACGAUGUGAAAUGCAUCAAUUAGUUACUACGGCAGAUGUGAAGAAAGCUUAUAGAAAAGCUUGUUUAGCUGUACAUCCAGAUAAGCAAGCAGGAACGGCUAACGAGAAUAUUGCAAAAUUAAUUUUCAUGGAACUAAAUAAUGCAUGGAGCACAUUUGAAAACGAUGCGUCACAACAAAAUUUAUUUAGUUAAUUACUUUGAUAUGACUGUAAUACGCUUGUUAUGUCCACGAGUUAAGGUAGUUCCUAGCAAAAAGAGAGAGACCCGAGAAUUAUUAAUUAUUAUUAUUAAUUGUAAGAUAUCUCUCUAUGUUACAUUCCGGCUAAUGUUAUCUUAGCUGUAGUGAAAAAAAAAAAGUAAGAAUUUUAAUGAAUGCAAAUUUUCGAGUACUGCAUUUGAAUGGCAACGUGUGUAUAUGCAUCUCUUUAUGAUAUAAAAAAGCCUUGUAAAAUUACUUAAAAAAAGUAAACUCUAUUAAGUGUAACUGCGGCAUAACGUAUAUAUGUAUAUAAAGUAAAAUGUAAAUUAAGGAAGAUUCCAAAUAUAUAAAAAUAUUUUCCGGUCGAUUA